Messenger RNA from Cordyceps militaris CM01, 399 nucleotides. RefSeq lists its product as uncharacterized. The coding region runs from base 1 to 399 and encodes 132 amino acids. The record is from RefSeq and is a predicted model, not a curated record. NCBI's taxonomy places the organism in Eukaryota, Fungi, Ascomycota, Sordariomycetes, Hypocreales, Cordycipitaceae. The transcript is spliced from 2 exons.
AUGCACAAGGGGCCGGCUUCUUCCAAACGCAUACAAAGUAUACGAAUAAAUGAACUUUGGUCCGUAUCCGUACUCCGUAGCCGCCUCGUGCUCUCCUGUCUAACUAUUAAGCGCCCGCAUGUUGACAACACCACCGCCACCACCACCAACGACGAGGACGAGGACGAGGACGAGGACGAGGACGAGGACUCGGGCGUCACAAAUGGCACCAGGCCUGCCGACGCGGCCCCUUUUCUGGACGCCGCCAAUGCCGAUGCGUUGACAACAUGCAGUCGACUACCCGUCUCGCAUGAGGGCAAAGCUUCUCAGCCUGACCGCGGAUUCUGGGGCGGACACCUUCUUGUGGUCGCCGCCCCGCGCCCGGAGAAGUUUGCCUGCCGAUCUACGGAACGAACCUAG